AUGCAGUUACUGCUGGCUAGAGGGGCUGAUAUUACGGCAGGAAACCAACGCGAGAAGACAGCGCUACAUGUGGCAGCCGGCAGUGGUCGUGUAGCGCUAUGCAGGUUUUUACUCAACAAUGGGGCCAACAUCAAUGCAAUUAACCGCAGCAAGAGGACUCCUAUUUCUAUGGCUGCUGAAUACGGACACAUAGAAGUGGUACGUCUCCUGAUAGAGCAUAAAGCAAACCUUAGAGAAGGAGUUUCACCGCUAUUCGAUGCUAUACACUCGACAAAUGGUCGGAGUAAGGUAGAGAUUGUUCAGCUGCUGUUAGAGAACGGAGCCGAUGUAUCUGCUAAAAACGAAUUUUUUGAUACUCCAUUACAUUCAGCUGUACGCCAACAUUCAGAGCUUAUAAUCAAGUUACUGCUUGAACAUGGGGCUGCAAAAUAA
This is a messenger RNA of Trichoderma asperellum CBS 433.97, 432 nucleotides long. NCBI's taxonomy places the organism in Eukaryota, Fungi, Ascomycota, Sordariomycetes, Hypocreales, Hypocreaceae. The record is from RefSeq and is a predicted model, not a curated record.